CUUAAGACUACACAUUACAUCACAUCUGAGGAAAGCAGGGAAGGGCUGUUUAUGAGGGACACACCCACAACUGAAUGAUAUAUUCUGAUCCUGGUAACAGGAAACAUUUCUGAUAAAGCAGUCACAGGCAGAGCUAUGAAACCACAAAACAAAGCAUGAGGAGCAGAUAAGAUGGAGGCAGAAGACGAUGACAACACAGCAGCUGGAGGACAGACUGUCACAUCUGUAUUUCCAGCUGUAACAAAUGACAAAGCUGAGGAGGUAGAGGAGAGUGCAGCUGAAACAAAGUGUGGUCCAGUGAAUGAACUCAGUGAAGCUGAACACUCAGAGAGAAAAGAUGAAAGAACAACGAUAGAAGAGUCUGAAAUCACAUUUGAAGAAGCAGCUGCAUCAGAUGAGAAAGCAGGAGAGCUUGAUGAAGUUAAAGAAGUCCACAAUGAAAGCAGCAGUGACAAUGAGCACACUGCAGAGGAGAGCAACAGACUGGAGUGCACAAGUCAGAGUGAUGAAAGAGAAAUCAACAAAUUGACGCCCGAGCUCACACUUGUGUUAGUUGGUGAAACAAAUUCCAUUGAGAUUGGAUCAAAAAACAUCUUAUUUGACCAUGACGAGCAAACAAAUGUUGAACAGUUUUCAUCCAAACUGUAUGAUUUGUGUGGUCGGCACAUAUCUGUCAUUAACAUGCUUGGUCUUCAAAGCAUUGACAAAUUCUCAUUAAACAGAGGAAUCCAUGCCUUUCUCUUACUGUUACCAAAUGGUCUGCAUAGCAGCCAGUACAGUUCAGGAGUGCAGUGGUUAGAAAAAGCUUUUGGGAAAGAAUCACUUGCUUAUUUAAUGACAGUUGUGACUCAUAAGUCAGAUGAAACAUGUGAAAGUGCAGUGGCAGACCUGAAAGCCAACAGCAGUUUCACUGAAAAAAGGUGUCACACAUUUAAAAACAGCAUGAUGGAUGAAAAUGAGAUAAUAGCUCUGUUGGAAAAAAUAGAUGUGAUGGUCUCUGAGAAUGAUCCACACUGCUACCGUGGACUGAUGUGUGAUGACACUAAAGAGCAGAAAGACCUGCUGGACCACAAAUCCAACAAAGCAGAAAGGAUCGAUUCCUCUGAGUCUCAGCAACACCCAACAGGCUUUAACAAUUCAGCAGCAGAGGUUGAUGAAGCUAAAGAAGUUCACAAUGAAAGCAGCAGUGACAGUGAUCAGACUGCAGAGGAGAGCAACACACUGGAGUGCACAAGUCAGAGUGAUGAAAGAGAAAUCAACAAAUUGACGCCUGAGCUCACACUUGUGUUAGUUGGUGACACAAAUUCAACUGAGAUUGAAUCAAAAAACAUCUUACUUGACAGUAUGAUGGAUGGAAAUGAGGUAAUAGGGUUAUUGAACAAAAUAGAUGUGAUGGUCUCUGAAAACGAUCCACACUGCUACAGUGGACUGAUGUGUGAUGACACUAAAGAGCAGAAAGACCUGCUGGACCACAAAUACCAGGAAGAAGAAAGGAUCGAUUCCUCUGAGUCUCAGCAAAAUCCCACAGAAGAUGAGUUCGAGAAGAAUGAAUCUGAAGUCAAGUUAAAGUGUGAUCCGCUGAAUGAACCAGAUGAUGUUGAACACUCCAAGAAGAAGGAUGACAGCACAACAUCAGGUGGAGAGCCUCACAUCAAGUCUCUAACAGCAUCUGCAGAUGAGAAAGGUACCUUACAUACAGAUGUGGAUGGAAACAAGGAUGAGAUGUCAGAGAAGACUUUUGAAGAGAUCAACAUGAAGGAGCAAUAUCAAAGAGAAAGUGAAACACUGCUCAGCAGACUUCAUCUUCAAGACAAAUAUGAACAAAAGCUUACACCAGCUGAUUUUCUUAGAAUAAAUAGAUUUGUAAAACAGCAACAUGACACAUCAGAGAAAGAUCUAGCUCACACUUUUCUUCAGAGGUUGAUGAUGUUAGACUACAGAGCCAGAUAUAUACCUGUAAAACAAGACAGUCUUGAGGGGAGCAACCCAAAGCAACAGCAUACAAAAACAGACGAUGACUUUGAAGUUCUUUUUAGUACCAGUGUAGAGUCUGAUCAGCCAAAACAAUCUCAUGUACAUCCAAUGGAUGUUCAAAUGGCAGUAUUUCACUGCUCAGACAGCUUUCUGAAGCAGAACAUGAUUACAAAGCUAUCCCAGUGUCAGUACGCCUUACCUUUGCUUGUUCCUGACCCAGUCACAAUGGACAUUGAGUGUCCUCUGUGGACAUUCAGACAAAUAAUGAAAAGCUGGAAGAUAACACAAACCAAAGAUGAUUCAAACAUUGUCACCAUGAAGAGUAUGCCCAUUUACAAAGCUGAGACGCCCAUGGUGUCAUUUUUCCGUCUUGGUUCACUGUCACUGUCUAAAUCUCAGCUGAUGAACACUUUGAUCAACGACCGUCACAGCACCUUCUUCCACAGAAACUGUCCAGGAAGUACCAAAUCUCGCCAUUUGAUGGACGGUGUGGCAGAGAUUGCCUGGUACUGCCCUGCUGGGAAACCCAAUGAUGCCUUCACUGACUGCAUUGCCUUCUGUAAUCUUCAUGGUGAUGCUCUGAUGAUUGAAAAACAGCGUGAAAUACUGAUGGAAAAAUCUUCAGUCAAUGUUGUUUUGUUACCAACUCUGGAGAGAGGUGACAGAAGUUGGACAGUUGUCUCAGCCCUUCUCAAGUCUCCAGAACCUCUGAUUUGUCUCAUUGUUGAUAAUGAUUGUGGUGCAGUUGAGAUGAAAGAGGGAAAAUACAAAAUGGGUCUGAAAGACAGAAGCUGGUCAGAUGUUUCUGAAGAACUAAAAGGAAUCAUUGGAAAAAUCUUGUCUGGACCACAUACAUCCUUCCAGCUAGAAACCAUGGCUGAGGUCUCUGGAAUCAGAGUGGAUGAAGAUGACGCAGUCUGCCGAAAAGGAAAAACUGCUGCUAUGAAAAUAGUGGAUUUACUUCGAGGGAUGGAUGUUUCAAAGAUCAAAGAUAAAUAUCUCCCUUGUCAAGGCCAACUGUGGCAUGAUUGGUGCAAAAUAAACAAGGAACAGUAUCACCUCAAAGGGAACAUUGAGAUGGAGAAAUGUAAAAAGCAGCAGAAAUUGGAGAAAAUACGUCAAGGACAAUGUUCGGCUUCCUGUAGUGAACUGAUGAAGUUGUUCAUUGAAAGCCUCUCGUCUCUGCCAUCAAAAGAAAAAGAAUAUUUCCUGAAAUGGACUCAGAUCUUACUGGAUGCACUCUCCACAGAUGAUCUGUCCUCAAUUCUCCAAAAGUAUGAUGAGAAGUGGUCUGAGGUGUUGACUUUGAAGAAGAAGCAUGAUAAAUCCAAACAGCUAAUAAGUAAGCAAACUGAGCUUGAGGAUAUAUCAGAAAAACUGCAGUCAGCUACUUUUGGCUUAGAGCACAUCUUUAGAGAAAUUGGACAGAUCUAUGAAGCCCAUAAAUCUCUGCAGGAACAAACAGAGAUGGAAGAGACUGACUGGUCCAAAUACCCUGAGCUGGCUGCAGAGCUGAUGAUAUCAGGACACCCAAUGGAGCUGAUGGAUGGUGAUGCAGGUCAUGUGCCUUUAACAUGGAUCUCUAGUCUUUUAGAUGAAGUCAUCAAGAAACUGGGCAACAAGAGAUUUUUUGUUCUGUCAGUUUUGGGUGUACAAAGCAGUGGAAAAUCCACCAUGCUGAAUGCCAUGUUUGGAUUAGAGUUUGCAGUAAGUGCUGGCAGGUGCACCAAGGGUGCCUUCAUGCAGCUGGUCAAAGUGUCAGAGGAGAAAAAGAAAGACUUUGAGUUUGACUAUGUUCUAGUGGUGGACACUGAAGGACUGCGUGCUCUUGAGCUGGCAGGUAACGCCACUCUUCACCACGACAAUGAACUGGCAACAUUUGUCGUUGGUCUGGGAAACAUGACGUUGAUCAACAUCUUUGGAGAGAAUCCAGCUGAGAUGCAAGAUGUACUGCAGAUUGUUGUUCAGGCUUUCAUGAGGAUGAAGAAAGUUAAACUUUCUCCAACUUGUGUGUUUGUUCACCAGAAUGUUUCAGAUAUUGGAGCUGCAGAGAAAAACAUGGAUGGAAAGAGACGACUUCAAGAAAAACUGGACCAGAUGGCAAAACUAGCUGCCAAAGAGGAGGUUUGUGAUGCUGAAUGCUUCAAUGACAUCAUUAAAUUUGAUGUGCAGAAAGACGUGAAAUACUUUGCUCAACUGUGGGAGGGAAGUCCACCAAUGGCUCCUCCAAAUCCAGGUUAUAGUGAGAGCAUCCAGGAUUUAAAGAACAUCAUCCUCUCUAAAGCUUCACAGUCUGCUGGUACAACUCUUUCACAGUUCAAAAGCAAAAUAAAGGACCUGUGGGAUGCUCUACUGAAAGAAAACUUUGUUUUCAGUUUCAAAAACACACUUGAAAUUGCAGUGUACAGAAAACUUGAGGUCCAAUAUGGAAACUGGACCUGGGCCCUGAGGAGCAACAUGUUGAUCAUUGAGAACCAGCUUCAUACCAGGAUUGAAAAUGGAAAACUUGGCAAUGUUGACCUCAACUAUCUUUUUAAAGAAAUGAGCAAAACAUACGAAGAAAUUGAGAAAGGCAUGAAGGUGUACUUUGAUGAUGACAGAGACAAAGAAAUGUUGGUUCAGUGGCGAGGCCGAUUUGAAAGCAAAAUCAAAGAGUUUCAUGAUGAACAGGUGAGAGGAGUUAAAAGAAAACUGGAUGAGGUCAUCCAACAGAAGAAUGCUCGUAAAAAGAUGGAUGACAAGAAGACAGAGUUUGAGAACAAGCUGCUACAAAAGAGCAAAGAGCUUGCUCAGCAGUUAAAAGACAAGGCCAAAGAUGAAGAGGAACUCCAAAAGCAGUUCAACAGUGUUUGGAGUGGCUGGGUUACCGAAUUCACAGGAGACACAAAACCUAUUGAGGACAUCAACCUGGAAGAAGAACAAAUGUCCAUUCUUCAGGAGUUCGGUAUUGAGUGGUCUCUUAUUGAUGAUUUAAAGAGCUGUGAAAACUACAAAGACAUAUCAACGAUUGGGGAUUAUUAUGAGUAUGUAACCAUGAACAAGAACCAAGAGCUCUGCAACAAAAGCCAACAAUACCAAGAUGAUAAGAGGCAAAACAGGAACACAAAAGGGCAAGGAAGAUUGACAACUGCAUGGGUGUCCUUGAAGAAUUUUUUGGGAUAUGGGUCAACAGGACAAAAAGAACCACUGAAAUCAAGAGAAGAUUUUCCAUAUGAAGAACAAGAUCUGAUCAGAUCCCUCAUUGAUUAUGUUGAACAACAGUCUAUUGACACAAUUAAGAGCAAACCUGUAGCAACAAGAGGCUACAGUCCAACUUACUUGCAAGAAGUGGCCAAAAAUGUCAAAGAGAAAGUGACAGAAUUUGAAUCAGAGAGGAAAUACGCUCUGAAGAAGGAGUUUACAGUUGAUCUGUUACUGUAUGUUUUUGACAAGGCAGGAAUUUGGAUAUCAGAGUCCCACAACAAAUUCAAAAUGAACAAUGAUGCUGUAACUUUUGUAGAAAGCAAGAAAAUGCAGUAUUACAACAUUUUUAGAAGUUUCUGUAAAGGAAACUCAUCUGCUGUUGUGCUUGGAGAAUUGAUCUGUGAAAAACUGAAAGUUUCCACUGUUAAAGCUGUCUGUAACAGAACUGCCAUAGAUCUCGCUGGAGAGAUUAGGUGCAGUUUCCCAGCAUUCAAUGGGAACAGGUUGAACUUGGAGAAACAUGUGUUGAUAUCACUGGCAGAAAAAGAAGACUUUGAUGGUUUCAUCAACUACAUCCGACACCCAAGGAGCCAAGUUAAGAGUUUCAUAAAGGAGGAAGUAGAGAGAUACAUCUACCCAAAACACAAAGCUAAAGCAAAGAAAAUACUCAAGAAAAAUGUUGAAGACAUCAAUAAACUUGUGAGUCAAGCUUUGUUUGAUACAACAGAGAAAGUCAAAACUCAGGGAGGAAACACAGACAUGUGGCUGAAGGAAUUUUCCAGUUUGCUAAAAGAUGUGCUGACAUUUGACACCAUUAGUUCUAAAAAUUUCAAUGAAAUAAACAAAUUUGACUUUCUUAAAGAAGAGAUAGAGAAAGGACUUACAUCCAUCAUUAAAGAGUUGAGCAGCCUCUCAUUGGAUAAGAUGAAGGAAUUCAGGCUGAAACCAGAUCAAAUCCUCAUUGAUCAGCUGUGUAACUGCUGCUGGGUAAAGUGUCCAUUCUGUGCAGCUGUUUGUACAAACACCCUGAAAGAUCACAGUCCUGAUGAUCACAGCGUGCCUUUUCAUCGACCCUCUGGGAUCAAUGGAUGGCACUUUAGAAACACGGUGGAGAUGUGCAUUGAUUUUUGUACAACUAAUGUUGCAAGUGAUCGCAGGUUUUACCCUCGUCAUGAUUCAGACAAGUCCAUUCCCUAUAAAGUGUACCGCACUGGUGGCCCAGAAUAUGCUAACUGGAGAAUUACUCCUGAUGAGUCUAAGCUGGCGUAUUGGAAAUGGUUUGUAUGUCAAUUUCAAAAGCAGCUGGAAAACCACUAUAACUAUAAAUUCCAGGGCAGAGGGGACAUUCCCACCGAGUGGAAAAGGUACUCUAAAAAAGAAGCUAUUAAAAGUCUAGAUGAAAUGUGUCAGUGAACCGACACAACACAACUACAACCCUUCUGAAAAUUAUGACACUGUUUUGUUUGCUACAAGACAGCAUUUUCUGAUUUUUGCUGAUUUUAUAAUUGACAGGGGAAUUUGUCUGUUACAAAGAAUAUAGAAGGUGAUUUGACACUUAUACAGACACUUGAUUUCUUGCUUGAAGUGAACAUAAACAAAAGAACGCAGAAGAGCAAUAGUCAUUAUUCAUAUCUACAAGGUUGGUUACAUCUGUAAAUGACAACUAUUUCCAUGCAAAAGAGGAAAUUUAGAUUUGUGUUUCUGAGCAAUAAUGGGUUGUAAGGGAAAUAAGAUAAAACAAAGCAUCCUAUUGCAUUAUUGAUUCACAGGAUGCACAAAAACUGAAAAAAGUAAUCAGCACAAUAUUUUCAGAAAUCAUGUACAUAUUACCUUAUUAAAUGUUUGCAGUAUAAACAUCUUGUCAAGGAGUCAUAAUUAACAUGACCACAACCAUUUUCGAUUUAUGUAUUUCAACUCUUUUUUUGUUUUAUAUUUCAGUUGUGUUGUAUUGUUGUGUAUUAUGGGCCUUAAUCCUAAAAUGGAUAAAUAGUUUUUUUAGUUUAAUCAUUAGUUGUUUUUGUUUGUUUGUUUUACAAUAUGCAUGAAAUGCAAAGAAAUUUGCAAGAUGUCUGAGCUGAAACAUUUUUAUUAUGUUGAACUCAUCAGAAAGUUAUUGCAACCUGAUAAUUGAUGAAACUGUUAAAUAUUACAUCAAAAAACAUAAAAUUUGAAGUUCUGAGCUUCAAUCAAUAUCAAAUGAGGGACUUUUUUAUACAAUAAGGCAUGGAAACCAUAUUUUUUCUUAUACACAUUUCUAAAUAUUACAUAUGAAAAUAAUGUCAAACAGAUGUUAUGUUUUUAACUGCUUCUCUUGUAAUUUUCUUUUAAUGUUUGAAGGUAUGUUAAAGAACAUAUCAAAUGUAAAUGAUGAAGGA
Scomber scombrus (Atlantic mackerel) is the source of this 7532-nucleotide messenger RNA. Its product is annotated as interferon-induced very large GTPase 1-like. Gene Ontology annotation, molecular function: GTP binding. Bases 172 to 6570 code for a protein of 2132 amino acids. The transcript has 13 exons. Lineage: Eukaryota; Metazoa; Chordata; Actinopteri; Scombriformes; Scombridae. The record is from RefSeq and is a predicted model, not a curated record.